AUGACAGGUUCCGAAGAAAAAUCGCAGUUGUCUACUCGUCGGAGGAAGUGGGCUCCUAAGCUCAAGUCUGGGUGUAUAACAUGCAAAAUUCGAAGAAUCAAAUGCGAUGAAGAAAAGCCUCAUUGUCGGCGAUGCGUCUCGACAGGUCGGAAAUGUGACGGAUAUCCUGACCCACCUUUUACAGUAGAGGUUUUCGGAUCAUACCACGACAAAAUUGAUUCGUCUCGAGAGCGACUUGUCAAGUGCGAUCUUGCCAGUCCUAGAGGUUCCACUCCUCUGUUUGGAACUCGCCCUUUGGACCAAGUAACAAUACCAUUUACGCAUUUUUCAGAGCGAACUGACGGAUUUCCACUACUGUCUGGACGAAACUCUCUCCUACUACAUCCCCUUGCGGAAUCAUGGAAUGCCCACUUCAUGCCAUUCCUCAUAAAUAAGUUUAGGCUCUCAUUUGAAAUGGCUAAAAGCAUCUACAAUACCGUUCCAGAUGUUAUUUCCAAAGCGGAGGAGGAGUCUGCUCUGUAUAAGGCGUGUAAUGCCGUCGCAUGCGCUUAUAUGGCCACCAUUACCCGGACUUUAAAGGCAACCUCGGAUCGAGCUAAAGCAUACGGAAUUGCGCUUACGGCCAUCCGUUCAGCUAUCCAGGAUCCUGAAAGAUGCAAAAGCGACAAUACAUUAUUAGCCAUAUGGAUGCUAGGACUAUAUGAGCUCGUUUUAGGUGUACGAAAUGGCACUGAACCAGUCGCGACUCCUGGAUGGCAAAUCCACAACCAGGUGUUAUCGGAGCUGAUUCGCCUGCGUGGCUCGGAGCAGUUUACCACCCGGAGCGGGCGGAAUCUUUUUAUCAUUAUGUUUACUAAUGUGGAAACACAAGCACUUAUGUCUGGCCAAGAAUGUAAAGAGGUAUUAACAUGGUUUCUUCAGUUCUAUAAAUACUGCGAGCCAUCAGAAUAUCCAAUGCUCCGGGCAUGUAUUUUCUCGCACCACUGUGCCCGAAUCUGCAGCCGUGUUCGCGCCUUGGUUGAUGCAGGUGACAUCGACAAGGUGCUGUCCAGUUCUCCCUCCAUUCUCCAAGACAUGGAUGAAGUGGAGAAAGCAACCCACCCCUUAUCCCACGAGAAGGCGAUAGCAAGCUAUGUGGUGGAUCCCCCAAUGACGCCGUAUUCCCGGCCGAAGCAUGCAUACCCGUGUUAUGUCGGUGUCCACGUCCUCCAAAGCAACUUCCGCAUGCGCCUCUCAUAUGCAGUCUUGGAAUUUUUGGGCUAUGCGUGUAAGGCCUCAGGCUGUACGCCUCAGCAACACAUACUUUUCAAGCAAUACCACCGUCGCUGUGUCGAGGAGAUCCAGGCUCUUGCGGACAAAACCUCACAUAUGCUGGAUAUGUUGCCUGAUGUGAGAUAUGAUGAGCUCCUCAACCAGAGGAAAGGUGCAGUAGAUGAACUGGAUCGCAAAUAUUCCCACACCGGAGGGUCACCAGACACAAUACAAGCGGCGUUGGAAGAACCCCGCGAGCGAUCCACCCGAGCUGUGAAAAUCUGUAUUGACUUUGAACAGUCAAUAGACGGAAAAUCCACUCUACUAUUCAAUCACUCUCACCGUGGAAUAUCCGUUCUUCGGUUUGGGUUUAGGGAUGAGACAGAAACACACUAG
Penicillium vulpinum is the source of this 1647-nucleotide messenger RNA. RefSeq names its product Zn(II)2Cys6 transcription factor domain-containing protein. The record is from RefSeq and is a predicted model, not a curated record. Gene Ontology annotation, molecular function: DNA-binding transcription factor activity, RNA polymerase II-specific; zinc ion binding. Lineage: Eukaryota; Fungi; Ascomycota; Eurotiomycetes; Eurotiales; Aspergillaceae. Gene Ontology annotation, biological process: regulation of DNA-templated transcription. The transcript has 5 exons. Bases 1 to 1647 code for a protein of 548 amino acids.